CCUGUGUUAUCAUUUCCGCUGUGAAACAGAGCAGUCUGUUUAGAUCUGUUUACAAACUUCAGCUUUAAACAGUAAAUCCCUCACAUUAUGUCCCGAGGAUCGAGUGCAGGUUUUGAUCGGCACAUCACCAUCUUCUCUCCAGAGGGGAGACUCUAUCAAGUCGAAUAUGCAUUCAAAGCCAUAAACCAAGGAGGUCUCACAUCAGUAGCUGUCCGAGGGAAAGACUGCGCAGUUGUCAUUACUCAAAGGAAAGUUCCAGAUAAGCUUCUCGAUGCAUCCACCGUUACUCAUUUAUUCAGAAUAACAGAAAACAUUGGCUGUGUGAUGUCGGGCAUGACGGCCGACAGCAGGUCUCAGGUGCAGAGAGCGCGGUACGAGGCGGCUAACUGGAAAUAUAAAUACGGCUAUGAGAUCCCAGUAGACAUGCUGUGUAAGCGUAUCGCUGACAUCUCACAGGUGUACACACAGAACGCAGAGAUGAGACCGCUGGGUUGCUGUAUGAUUGUGGUUGGAAUCGAUGAGGAGCUGGGGCCACAAGUCUACAAAUGUGACCCCGCAGGCUACUACUGUGGCUUCAAGGCCACGUCUGCCGGGGUGAAACAAACAGAAGCCACAAGCUUCCUGGAGAAGAAAGUAAAGAAGAAAUUGGAUUGGACCUUUGACCAAACAGUAGAGACUGCAAUAAGCUGCUUGACUACAGUUCUGGCAAUCGACUUCAAACCGUCAGAGCUGGAGAUCGGGGUUGUGACCACAGAAGAUCCCAGGUUCAGAAUUUUGUCAGAGUCUGAGAUUGACACCCACCUUGUGUCCCUCACUGAACGAGACUGAGAAUCUCUAUGUUGGUCUUGUGACAUGUUUAAGAAUAACUACCAUAUGCCCUGAAUGUUCAGGUCAAUGGAUGUUUUUUGCUGUUUAUUUAGCUUUUUUUCUGCAACAGAAAAAUAAAAACAUGUUUU
Molecule: messenger RNA, 956 nt
Organism: Triplophysa rosa
Lineage: Eukaryota; Metazoa; Chordata; Actinopteri; Cypriniformes; Nemacheilidae
Gene: psma6a
Product: proteasome 20S subunit alpha 6a
Exons: 7
Coding region: 88-828 (246 amino acids)
Biological process (GO): ubiquitin-dependent protein catabolic process
Cellular component (GO): nucleus; cytosol; proteasome core complex, alpha-subunit complex
Source: RefSeq, a predicted model, not a curated record